Ananas comosus (pineapple) is the source of this 1001-nucleotide messenger RNA. Its product is annotated as rapid alkalinization factor-like. The coding region runs from base 266 to 652 and encodes 128 amino acids. The transcript has a single exon. NCBI's taxonomy places the organism in Eukaryota, Viridiplantae, Streptophyta, Magnoliopsida, Poales, Bromeliaceae. The record is from RefSeq and is a predicted model, not a curated record.
CUCCACAAACUCUAGUAGAAGGGAAAGGGAAAACGCAAGAGAGGGAGAGAGAGAGAGAGAGAGAUAGAGAGGGGAGAGAGUGCACUCUAGUCUCUAUUAGAAGAAAAAGACUUGUCUACUUUUCCCUUGCAGAGAGCGAAACAAGAGAGAAAGAGAGAGCGACAGCGCAAACUUAGAGAGGGAAAGUGGAAGGAAAAAAAAAAAAAAGAAAAAAAGAGUUUUCUGUGACGCAUUAAACCAAACACCUCAUCGUCAUCCCCAAACAAUGGCGAACGCAACCCGCUCCUCCCCUGCUCGCCUCCUCCUACUCCUCCUCCUCUCCGCCGCCUCCGCCGCCGCAGCAUCGCACUCCGGUCUCGGCGUGAGCUUCGGCUCCGCCCGCGACGCGCCGCUGAGCUUGAUGAUCCCGCCGUCGUGCCGAGGGUCGUCGGUGGGGGAGUGCGCGGUGUUUGAGGCGGAGGCAGAGGAGGCGGAGGAGGCGAGCAGGCGCGUGCUGGGGGGGACGGGGGGCUACAUCAGCUACGCGGCGCUGCGGCGCGACAGCGUGCCCUGCUCCCAGCGCGGCGCCUCCUACUACAACUGCCGGCCCGGCGCCCAGGCCAACCCCUACUCCCGCGGCUGCUCCGCCAUCACCCGCUGCCGCUCCUCCUGACCUCACCUCACCUCACCUGACCAUCACCCCCCCUCCCUCCCUCCCUCCCUCUCUCUUCGGUGUAUCCCCCUCCUCCUCUCUCUCAUCUACAUGACUACAUCUGCAUCUGCAUCUGCAUCUAUCUCUCCACUCCAGAUCUAUCCCUUGUCGAGCAUUGUUGCUUAUACCCUUCCAUUCAAAUUUUUUAAUUCUAAAGAAAGAACUUAAUUUAUCCUGCCAAAUGAUGUAUGUAUGUAGUAGUAAUUAUACAACUGUUUGGAAAGAACUUGAGAAUGGUAUUAUCUUUUUCUAAAAUCAUGUAUUAUUUUACCUCCUUGAGAAUGGUAUAAUAAAAUGCGUAUCUUUAUUA